Lepisosteus oculatus (spotted gar) is the source of this 4164-nucleotide messenger RNA. RefSeq names its product pleckstrin homology domain containing, family A (phosphoinositide binding specific) member 1b (gene plekha1b). The record is from RefSeq and is a predicted model, not a curated record. NCBI's taxonomy places the organism in Eukaryota, Metazoa, Chordata, Actinopteri, Semionotiformes, Lepisosteidae.
GUGAUUGCAAAAGUUGUUUUUCCAGCUUCCAUUAGGCCUUGUGUGGGAUGGUAAAGCCCUGGAGCUAAUAAUUUUAAUGUUUGUGCAACUCCAGCUUCCAGUAACUCCUGGCAGUGUGCUGGGGGAGAAGAGGAAGUGUAGCCGUGCUCGUGUGCAUUUCCCACCAGGAAUGAUCACUGUAACAAUGAGCUGCUCCAUGCUCUUUGUGUCACAAAAGCACUGGGAAAAAGAGAACGUGGAACCCGCCAAAGUUGUGUAGCCUCUUCAUCGGCUUACUUUCAGAAUUGAAGAAGUUGGGAUUGCUCCUUCAUUCUUCUGAGAAGUGGAAUGUGCAGGUUUGGAGAUGCCUUACGUGGAUCGGCAGAACCGGAUCUGUGGGUUCCUGGACAUCGAGGAGAAUGAGAACAGCGGCAAAUUCCUGCGCCGCUACUUUAUCCUGGACACGCGCGAGGGCAGUCUGGUGUGGUACAUGGACAACCCCCAGAACCUGCCAACUGGAACUGAGAAUGUGGGAGCGCUCAAACUCACCUAUAUUUCCAAGGUCAGUGAUGCAACAAAGCAAAGACCAAAGGCAGAAUUCUGCUUCGUCAUCAAUGCAGGGAUGCGAAAGUUCUUCUUGCAAGCCAACGAUCAGCAGGACCUGGUGGAGUGGGUGAAUGUUCUGAACAAAGCCACUAAAAUCACGGUGCCAAAACCAUCUGAUGUGCAACAAAACUCAGAAAACCAAAAAAGCACCAUAGAGGGUGUUGGUGCCAAAAAGCAGGUCUCCUACAAAACGGAGAUCAUCGGGGGAGUACCCAUUAUAACCCAGACACAGCAGGAGGGAGGCGAUGGUCAAAAUGGAGCAGACAGGGGUGGAUUGAAGAGGUCCCACAGCCAGCUGCCCUACUACUUGGGAAGGCCAGCUCAGGACCAGGCUGUGAUCAAGGCUGGCUACUGUGUCAAACAGGGGGCUGUGAUGAAGAACUGGAAAAGAAGAUAUUUCCUUCUAGAUGAAAAUUCAGUGAGCUACUUCAAAUCAGACUUGGACAAGGAGCCCCUGCGCAUGAUCCCUCUGAAGGAGGUGCACAAAGUGCAGGAGUGCAAGCAGAGUGACAUAAUGAUGAGAGACAAUCUGUUUGAAGUUGUUACUACUUCUCGAACUUUUUAUAUUCAGGCGGACAGUCCAGAGGAUAUGCACAGCUGGAUCAAGGCAAUCUCGGGGGCCAUCGUAGCGCAGCGGGGCCCAGGGCGGUCGGCGGCAACCGAGCACAGUGACCGUCCCACACCCUCAACCUUCUACUGCAGCGACCAGGGCCCGCCCGUCCCUCGCUCGCCCCUCUUUGCAACGCCAGCCUACCUACAGUCCUCUGUUCCCGAGCCCCGCAGCACCUCGACCCCACACCCUGUCCACUCACAGCCUGGCCUGGGAGAACGAGGACUUCAUGAGCCUGCUGCCCAGACCCAGCCUGCAGAGGGCCAGCCGCUCCAGGCUGUCGCUGCAGGAGACACGGCUGUCCAAGUGAGGGACGCCUCCCGCUGGAGAUCCCGAAGGCCUAGUAGCGGCAGCAGUGACGACGCCCCUCUGGAAGCUCUGGGUAUUGAUGAUACUAACCUGCCGGUCAGCGAGGUCUGACCUCUAUCUCUUGCAACCCUGGGUAUGGCAGUGGGCAACAGGUGUGGGAGAUAUGAUUAGCUCCAACAAAAGGGUCCAGUGCCAGUUUGCUUGGACUGGAAACUGAGCAGAAGAAAGAAGACCUUUAGGCUUGGGAAUGGAGGACAUGGACUGGACUAGCUGGGACAACAAGGCAGUAACACACAAAGAUUUACUGAACCCAUUUUCUUUUUGUAUUUGUUUCUUAAUCUGCAUCCACUUUUCAUCUUUAAUGAAACACGAGAAUUUAAGUUAUAAGCUGUUCUUAAAGGUUAAAUGUGAGCUUGAGGAGAGAAAGCCCUGCAAUGCCCAACCCUGCCAGAAGAGGGCAACAUGGGAGACCAAGCUGAAUCUUGCACAGACACCCAGGGGAAGUUAUUGUUCACUUAAGUCUCCCGUACCAGAUACUCUUACUCUAGGGUAGGGGCACAAAGCUAAAAGGUUACCUAAGAGAGCAGCCACACAGAAGAAAGCUUUCAUACUUUGACCAGGUUUUGGCAGGACUUGGUUCAUUUCUGCUAGAGCACUGACCUAUGUCAUGCUGGAGGGCAGUUUCUGACCAGGUUCCUCUUCCAUAUUGUGACUUUCUCCUUAGCUCUUUUCUUGAGGACUUUCCAGACCCCAGCAAGUCAGAUCUAGUAACAUGCUAACAUUUUAACCCAAAGAUGUUCUUUUUUGUAGAUGCCAUUUGCUUUGUUGUUGUUUUUUUUCUUGAAUUGUUGGAAAUUCAAAAAUAUUGCCACACAGAGUGGAAAUACAUGUUUUAGCAGUGGCUGAAAAGCUUAGUGUACCAGUGCACAUAGAUUUUAGUUUGAAAGCUACUACCAGUCUGUUCAAUUCUGUUGGUUUUGUGUACAGCAGUGACAUUAGGUUAUGUGCCCCAUGUUCAAUACUUCAAAGGGAAAAAGGUAAUGAAAUAAAACAUUAUGUGGAAUAGUGCAUUGUAAUUUCACUUGGAUUCUUCAGAACUUUAGAAUCUGCCCUUUAAAUUCAAAAUUGUUCUUCAGUUUUGCCGAGUUUUGAGAUCCGCAACACCCUAAAAACUGGGGCUUCAGUUGACAGUAGGUUACAUACCUAUCAUAUGGCUCCCUAAAAAUGACAGGAGACAAGAGGCUGAGAAUGAUUUUGUCAAAUCAUUGGCUCUUUAUAGGUUUGCUACAGUACUCAUGCUGCAGUAUGUGGCCCAUUUUAUGUGUUGCCUGCUGCUUGUGAUAAUGAGGUUUUUCUCUAUAAUCCCUUUUUCAGUCUCACCAAGUGCUCACAGCUGUUAUUUUCUGAUGGAAUUUAUUUUUAACUUAUUUAUCAAUUGAUUAUAUCUCCAAAGCCAAAUUACAAGAUUUUAACAAGCAACUCUGCAUCUUACUUCAGAGAAAUUGAGUAAAUCUAAUCAUUAAAAAAAGUUUGUGCCCUAUAGAUCAUUUAACAGAUUUUGGUAUUUUUUUUAGUCUUUUAAAAAGUAUUUGUUCAGUUCAGGAGCUUGGCUUUGGAUUGAUUAAUUCCUUGGGGCUCUUGAGAGCAGUUGUUCUCACUCUCCGUUGCAAUGACACUACCAGGGACUGCAGCAAUGUCCCUUUCUGUGAAUGACAGCUCUACAGAUGUGCCUGUCUUCAAGGCUGCUCAAACCUUGGAUUUCAGUCCACCUGAGCUUUCAGUUAAGGAUUGAUUAACACAUGACAAGAUCAAACCUGCUGGAUUUUGGCUCUAGGUCCAGACCUGAGGAGCUCUGCAUUAGCCUGCAAUAACUUGCAGUACUGUUAUUAUUGGCUAGGUAAAGGAUGUAUGUAUUACUUAAUAGAUUCCAUUUCGGAUCCAGUCCAACUCUUUCAUAAUGCAUUUUGGUUUUAUUUUUGCCCUUUAUUAAAUAACCUCUCAUAUAUGGUUCACUGUUUAAGAACAUGAUUCUUGAGAAAUAUGUACUGGAUUGUUGUAUUUUUAUAUACAUGAAUGAAACUUUUAAAAUUUGUUUUAAGUAUAACUCAGGUUUAUAGAUGCCACCGUGCAAAAAUAUUCACUAAAGAUUAAAGCUCUAGUGCACUAACAGCAACAUCAGCCUAUGAAUAGAGACUCACCGCUUAUUUUUCCUAAUGUUUUGCACUUCACCCUUUUAAAAGUGUCAUCUGAGGGCUUGUUAAAUGGUUAAAAGAACAUGUUCCUUAAUCUUUAGAAGAAAGACUGCAAGUUGCAUGUAGGUGUAUUACAUGUGGUAAAUGUUAGCCUCAGUCUAAUGUAUGUAGAUUGUGUGGGUAUAUUUUCUUCUGUAUUCUUUUACCAGUGCAGGUGUUUGUAUGGUUUUCAUCUUGUGCCUAUACUGACUAAUCUAAUGUGGGUGACUGAUCUAGCUGUAUCUCUGUAGUUUCUAAACCUAUGGCCUGUAAUUGUGUUGCACAGAUUAUACUGUAUAGCUGUGAAGUGCCUGCAUUAUUUCUAUAAAAAACAAGCUAUUUUGAUCCUGAUUUUUGAAACUUGUGUACCUGAUGUUCUUAAAUCAUGUAUUAUUUAUUACUUGGAGUAAAAAAGUGCUUGUGCAAAAA